AUGGCGUCUCCGGCGCAGUUAACUAUUGGCUUCGCCCAUACCCCGGACCAUCUCCUACCAUAUUCCUUAGGCCUCCCGACCGCUUCGUACUUUAUACAAGACCUUAAGUUUCUAGCUGUCGGCUAUACUUCCGGUGCCAUCAUACUACUUGAGACGGCUAAAGAUGGCGCACACCAACGGCUCCGAACAUACCUUAGUGGUCACGAUUCGUCUAUUGUUGCCUUCGAAUCGCUGGCAGUUCGAUCACCCUCCGGGAAGGACGAUAUAAUCCUCCUAAGUUUAUCUUUGGACGGCCGGAUAUGCAAGUGGGACGCCACCGAUGGCCGGUGCAUCCAAUCUGGGGACGGAGGCCUCGACUGCCGGCCACGUGGGCUCUCCGUAAUCCCGAUUCCGGCUGUCAAUUCCGAAGGGAAACCAUUGGAAUUUAAUUGGUUGACGGACUACUACGUACUUGUCUAUGGAUGUUCCACGUCAAUAACUGUCUUAUCGUUCACCACUUUGUCAUUGGCUUCUUUGUGGACAGGACACCAGGAUUGGCCAAUUCUCUUAUCGAUUCCAGGGGCCUCGCAUAAUACCAUCUUUACGGUUGAAAACGGGAGAGGGCUACAGCCAUGGUCGUUAGUGCGAAAACAUACCAGCACGAUAGAUAUCUCUAAAGUUCAAGAAACACCUUUAGCUGUGGGGGAUCCGAAAUUUGGUAAUAUCGUUGAAGUUCGUUUGUUCCACGAUAUUAAAGAAGAUGACGAGGACAAAGUAUUGGUUGUGCAAGAGAACGGGCUCUCUGUCUACAAUUGUAUCAAGAGUGGAGGGAUUAGGUUGGAGUUUUUAGCGUCCGUCGAUGAGGCUUCCAUACUCAGAAGUGCGACGGUCCAGGCCCAGCUGGUAUUUUCUGUCCUUCAAGAUGGGAGUAUCUCGAUCUACGAUGAAGACCUCAACUUGUUAGAGAAAAUAUCACCCUGUCAAUCACCGCGUUAUCGCGCCGUGUACUAUGCAGCCAGCGAGACCCCAACCGGAGACGCUCAGAUUACGGCUUUUAUCGUGAAGAAUACUGGUGGAAACAGUCUUAUAACAGGGUUUAAGUCUAAAGCCUCUAGUUUUCAGUGGCUUGAGGAAGGUGCGUUCGUGACAUCAAAGGUAUUGAAGUUUAAGGAUGGUAUUAACAUCUUUGUUGCAGAUACCACAACUGAUGCUAAUUCCAAGCAUUCUACCGCGUCGUCGGUUUUUGAGUACAAUAUGGUUUAUGCUGUGAGGAACGAGCUGAAUCUAUACACGCUCGACCGAUAUCUACUGGAUCUCUCGUCACCGAACCACUUAAUGACAGUAUCUAGCUCUUGCGAUAGGGUGAAUGUUCUUCAAUCGAUCCAACUCCCCAAAUCCUCUGCCUCGGGAGAAAGACAUUACCUUGUAGUCGGCCUUGCCAACGGCUGUAUAUACCUCAUUGAACCUAAAAAGUUCCAAAUGUCGAAGUGUCUAUCGCUACAUGCUAGCCCUAUAAAGGGUGCGGUAGUACUGCCUGCGGACCUUGCACCAAGGAUACGAUCUACUCUACUGGUGUAUUCAGAGAACGGAAGCGCCUCGAUCAUAGACAUCAUCCCAGCGGUCAGCGAAUCGUCGUCGUUCAAAGUGCGGACGUUGUUGACACUGCCUUCCGGGAUGGCCUCUCGGAAGCUUGCCUGCGUGGCCACCCAAAAGGGUAAAAAUCUAAUUCUUCUGGUAGAUGCGGACGGCCGGAAAAGGCUCUGGGAUGUUGAUUCAGGGGACGGGGUGGCGCUGGUGAAUGACUCGGACUCUCCAAAAUCCGCGACAUUCCGUGAAGCUCAAAGCUCUGAAGAAUUGGACAGUUCAAAAGAACCGUGGCGAGAACAGUGGCUCGCUGGAUCUAAAAAUGGGUUCUCUCAAAAUUCAUCAAAGCCGAUUGUGCAGGAUAGCAAGGUUCCAAGCUCGCAUGGGUAUCCUACGGCCACAGUAGAUAUUUUUGCUAUCCUUCGUUAUUUAUACAAAAAGACGAAAGGCACAGAUAAAGAGCAGGUUUUGGCACCGGAUGAUGAUGUCCUCGUGCCCGCUAGGAGCCUAUUGACCGUCCUAGUAGAUUACUUAGGUAUCUACCGUAAAGGAGGGGAUUUGUCCGACAAGGGCCGCCUCGAACUUUCGCAGCUUCUUAUAGAAGGCUACAAGAAUAAAAUUUCGAUCGCACAAGUCGAUUGCGACGGCAACAUAUCGAUCAUGCUUCGGGAUGGGUCUCAGGAACAGAGUAUUGAAUGGGGGAAGAUGAGCCCUCGAAGCCGGACUCAGCUUAUGAUGUCGAUUUGCUCCUUGAUAUACACUAUUGGUCAUCUGACGACAUCCUCAGAAACAAUUUCAGACGGUGAAGAAUUGCUGAAAAAGACGGUGAUUUCGAUUCUUAAACAGGUGCAGGAAGGAGGAACAGGCUUGGAUCUUGCUUUGUUGUGCGAGUUCUGGACUGAUUCAAACCCAUGGAUUCGGGAGUCAUGCCGAAUACUCUUGGAAUCAGAACUAUCAAUACUAAAGCCCGCAGACAUAAAAACGGUUAUUGAAUACUGGCAGGAUUUCUUACCAACCCAGAUCUCACCAGAGUUGUUUUCAUUACGGGCAGUCUUAAGGUCUGUUGUAGUAUUAUCGGUGAUCAUCGUAUCUCUAGAUAUCAGUAAUGAGUCAGGAUUUAAGAUCGAUCGAAGCUUGCGCCGCAAUGUCGCCCUCUCGAUUGAACUCUUCCUCACCGAUAACGACAAGGUCUAUCAAGACCUUGCGAUUGAUCUCGUCAGCGAAGGCUGGCUAAGUUGGCAGAGUGAAUUUGAUGCCUUUGAAGUCAUUCACAUCCUGAUGCGCAUUCUUGCAGCUCCAAACUUAACUCAAGAACGCAUCACGAAGAUCAACUCAGCAUUUAUCAAAAUCGCACAAAAGAAUGCGCCAUUGCUCGCGUCUGGUCUUGCAAACUGUAUUUCCCAUGGUACACCGGAGAAGGGGAUCGCAUCAAAUACUUUAACAGAACUUAUCAAUCUUAGUAUUGCCGCUAAAAAGACGGUAGUCUCGAUCGUCCGCUCGGAUCCUUACCUCUUUGCUGAGCCAGAAAUCAUCAAGGUGGUGAUGGACGCCAUUGUCAAGAUUAUAGAUCCUCAAGGUGGGCAAAUUCGAGAUAGGGUUCUACAAUACGUUUCAGAGGUCGUAAAUGAGGUCACAGAUGCUUAUCCAACUGUUGCAUUUCAUCGCCCUACACAAAAGCUUGCGAUCUCCUCGUCUCCUCGUGCUGUGACGAUCUAUGACCUCAACACUGCAAAACCAGUCGCCAGCCUAGAAGGCCAAUCGAAAACGACUCAGUUCCUAACCUUCAGCCAAGAUGGGAAAACAAUUGUUGCGGCGGAUCUGGAUGAUAAUCAGUUGCUUGUGUGGAAGAUAUCAGUUAGUAUAUUUUCUAGUUUUAUGGGGGCGGCUGCCGGUAUUGGCAUCGGCGCUGAAGGGGUGGGUAUCAUCACAGCGAAAGGGAAGUACGGUUUCAAGAAUUCGAAGGGGGUGGGGAUGCUGAGAAUCGAGUUUACCGGGGAAAGGACGGUUAAGGUUACCGCCGGGCCCGACGUUACGAAUGUGUCUAUCUAG
Messenger RNA from Orbilia oligospora ATCC 24927, 3612 nucleotides. RefSeq lists its product as uncharacterized. Gene Ontology annotation, molecular function: protein binding. Gene Ontology annotation, cellular component: cytoplasm. The transcript is spliced from 4 exons. The coding region runs from base 1 to 3612 and encodes 1203 amino acids. NCBI's taxonomy places the organism in Eukaryota, Fungi, Ascomycota, Orbiliomycetes, Orbiliales, Orbiliaceae. The record is from RefSeq and is a predicted model, not a curated record.